GAUUUUUGUGUCAACACUAGCUUUGAUUGGUUGGAAAACUUCACUUUGCAGAUGUCGAGUUUGUCUUGAGAACGACUCGGUUACAGAAGUCUUACGUCCUUACUUGGCAUUCGUUCUGAUAGCCUAGUUAAAAGGCCGUCUAGAGGUCGUCUGAAGCGGGCAAAAGAGUUUUCUCAUCACCCGCGACAUCAUUUCCCAGCGCCACUAGGAUGCAACUCGCCGAGCGCCAGGAAGCCGACUCGCUUGAGCGGGCGCAACCUGCGGAAACUCUGGACGUGGCACAAGAGUCCCACAAGUACCCUGAGGGCGGCAAGGAUGCAUGGCUUGUUGUGGCUGGUGCAUGGUGCGCCAUGAUACCAUCCAUGGGUCUUCUCAAUACUCUUGCAGUUCUGCAGGCCUGGGUUUCACAGAACGAACUUCAUGGGCUCCCGGAGUCGACAAUAGGCUGGGUAUUUAGCACUUACGCCUUCUUCCUCUACUUUUGCGGCGCUCAAGUUGGCCCCAUAUUUGACGCUCAUGAUGUGAGGUUCCUGGUGAUACCCGGAUGCGUAGGGUCUGUGGCGUCUAUGAUGCUGAUGAGUCUCUGCAAAGGUAAGGGCCAUCGUUUUACCUCCUACAUGUUCAAAGUCUCAAUGCUAAACCAUGAAUCUGUGCCAGAGUUCUACCAAUUUUUGCUCACCUUUGGUGUCCUCGGUGGUGUGUCAGCUUCGCUUCUUUUCAACCCGAGCAUCGCUGCAAUCGGGCACUGGUUCUCGGAACGCCGUGCUCUCGCUACAGGAAUAGCCUGCACGGCUGGAGGCGUCGGCGGCGUUGUCUUUCCUCUCAUCAUUCUCUACAUGGCUCCCAAGGUUGGUUUUCCAUGGGCCAUCAGGACGGUUGGGUUUAUAUGUGCUGCGGCGUCUGUUUUGGCAUGCACGCUCUUGAAGAAGAGGCUUCCGCCGAGCAAGACAUCCAGGGGGGCAAUCGACCUCAAAGCGCUUAAAGAGACGAAAUUCGGUCUCGCCACAUUGGCCGUAUUCCUGAUUGAGUUCGCAGUCUUCAUUCCGUACACUUACAUUUGCUUGUACGCAAUCCAUGAGGGCAUCGAUCUCCAGAAAUCUCUCCUCCUAAGUGCUCUGCUCAACGCUGGAGCGAUCCCAGGCCGUGCCCUACCGGGCUACGUCGCAGACCGAUUCGGCCCCUUCAAUGUCAUGUGCGUCACCGCCUUGGUAUGCUCGGCGUUCAUCUUCGCACUCUGGUUGACAGCGCAUGGUGGAGAAGCUGCCACGACUGCCUUUGCGGUCAUGUUUGGAUUUUGGUCCGGAGCUGCCAUCAGCUUGACGCCAGUCUGCAUUGGACAGGUUUGCAAAAUAGAAGACUAUGGAAAAAGGAGCGGCACGGCGUUCUUUGUCUGCAGUUUUGGUGCUCUUGUCGGUGUGCCCUUCGCUGGAGCUAUUCUGCAAUGGUCGGGUGGCACUUACGACGGCCUUAUACUCUUCGCGGGUGGUCUAUACAUCUUGUCGUUCUGCGCUUUUGCCGUUGCAAGAGGCGUAGCUUGUGGGUGGAAUCCCAAGACCUUGUUCUAGACUUGAGUGAGACUCAGUCCACUGUCUGGGGCCUUACGUUAUCAGCAAGAAAGAAUUUUGUGGGCGCUAUAUGUUACAUAUCUUGAUCAGAUUUCUAUCAGCGAGAAUGAGAGCCUUAUGAUAAUAAUCUUCAAGACAGAGAUGAAAUUUGUCUUGCUUUGGGCUUUGCUGCGCCCGAAAUUGACUCAGAGAGA
Molecule: messenger RNA, 1759 nt
Organism: Colletotrichum acutatum
Lineage: Eukaryota; Fungi; Ascomycota; Sordariomycetes; Glomerellales; Glomerellaceae
Product: major facilitator superfamily domain-containing protein
Exons: 3
Coding region: 210-1565 (451 amino acids)
Biological process (GO): transmembrane transport
Cellular component (GO): membrane
Molecular function (GO): transmembrane transporter activity
Source: RefSeq, a predicted model, not a curated record